AUGGACAUCGACAUUUCCGACAUCCUCGCCUCGGUCACACGCAGCGUCCCAGGCGACCCGUCAUCAUCGUCGGUCUAUCUGGACACCGACACCUCAACAGACCACCAGCUUCUUACCCGCUCAUGGAUCUCGGAGCGGUGCGCGCCAGACCUGCUCUUCUACCCAACAGAACUGAUGCAACGCGUAAUGACGCGCGUACAGCACCAAAUCAACACGAUCGAAGACCUCGCCAGCGGCAUGGGUGACGGCUACAGCGCACAAAACAACAAAGGCGUCAACUCACGGCAGAACGCGAAUCUCACACUCUCAAUCCUGCAAACAGACCUCAGCCGCACGCAAUUUCUGAUCCGGAGUUUCCUGCGCCAGAGGCUUGCGAAGUUGACGAAAUUCGCGGUCUUUUAUUUGUCGAGUCUGGACACCGAUGAAAAGAACGUGUAUCUCAGUGCUGCGGAGACGGCAUUUCUGAAGAAUCAUCAGGCGCUGCUAUCGCGGUUCUAUGACGCAAGUUUUCUGCAGGCGUUUCCGGCGGGGUUGAGGCGCUUGGAUGAUUCGAGUGGUGGUGUGCCGAUGGUAGAGGGGCCCGAUGGCGCGACGGCUGUUGUGGUUAGAUGUUUGCUCCCCGAGGGGUGGAGAAAUGGGAGCGAGGUGGAUGAAAGGAAGGAAGGGGGUGCGAGUGUUGAGUUGAGGAUGAGUCGGGGCGAGGUAUGGGUGGUCAGAUGGCGCGAUGUUAGGAAGGGGGUCGAGAGAGGUGAUUUGGAGCUGUUAUGA
This is a messenger RNA of Exophiala bonariae, 768 nucleotides long. RefSeq lists its product as uncharacterized. The coding region runs from base 1 to 768 and encodes 255 amino acids. NCBI's taxonomy places the organism in Eukaryota, Fungi, Ascomycota, Eurotiomycetes, Chaetothyriales, Herpotrichiellaceae. Gene Ontology annotation, biological process: DNA-templated DNA replication; double-strand break repair via break-induced replication. The record is from RefSeq and is a predicted model, not a curated record. The transcript has a single exon. Gene Ontology annotation, cellular component: GINS complex.